AUGUGCAGCAGGAAACGUAAGCCUCGUUUCCCUCCCGCCGUGCUGCUUCUUGCAGCAGCAGCUGCUGCUGCUGCCUCUUGCGGUGUCUGCUGCUGGGGGUCCUUUGCUCCAAGGAUGUUUCUCAUUCCUCCCAAGCAACGGGGGAAUGCCGCAACAGUACAGCACGGCAGCGGGAUAAGCCACAGCAGGCUGGCUGCCCUUUCAGCCCAGCAAAAGCAGCAGCAGCAGCAGAAGAAGGAGAAGGAAAUAGUGCAGCGUCGCAGAGCGAACCAAGAGAAGCAAAGGCAGCGUCUGUUACAGCAAAAGGAGGAGCGGCGGCAGGCUAAAAAGUCACGACAGCAGCAGCAACACGAGCAGCUCGAGGAUAAGGAUCGUCUAGGGGAUCGCAGCAAGGAGGAGCUCGCCGCUAAGAAGGCCAAGUUGCGACUGCAGCAGCAGCAAAAUAGGAAGGAGCAAUUGAGGAAGCACCGUCUGUUGCUGCGGCAGAGGCAGCAGCAAGCGAAUAUGCAGCGCCUGCAGCAGCGGCUACGCCUGCCGCAGCUGCGUACAGCAGCGCGAGAGGCUGAGGAGCAACAGCAACAGCAGAACAAAUUAGGCAGUUCGACAACAAGGGAGGGUAAAGCUCUGAAGCUGCGCGAAACGAAGCACUUGCUGCAAACGUCGCUAACUUUGGUGCGACUCAGCAGCAGCAGCACUUCAUCGGAUGGCGGCAAGGAGGUGUCUGUGGGGUUAACGAACAGUCAGAAGCAGCGCAUGUUUGAUGCCUUAGUGCAACGUGGUCUUCACAAGUUUGUGUUGCUAAAGAGGAUCAAGAAUUCGCUAAUGCGCACGGCUAUUCUGCAGCUGCAACAGGAGCAGCAGCAGCAGCAGGAACGGAAGGCUCAGCGAGAUGUCGUGUUAGAAGACGAAGAAAUGCAUGCGCGGCUGUGGGGUCGUUGGGAUGAUCCUCCGCUGAGUGAGGACGAGUUUCUUGAGGCGUUCGGAGUCGAUGCUUCGAGUCUAGAGGAUAAGGAGGAGGCUGCAGAAGGAGCUCCUGCGCCUUCUGGCAGCAGCAAGAGUGGGGCGGUGGGCAGCAGCAGCAAGAGUGGGGCGGUGGGCAGCAGCAGCAAGAGUGGAGCGAAGAAGAAGAAAGGAGGGGGGAAGGGCAGUGGCGUCGCUAGCUCUGGCAGCGCAUGCGACGGCGAUGCUCAGCAGCUACCGCAGGAUUUGAGCAGCAUGGAUCUUCCUGAGCCGGCAAACUACGCGGAAGCAGUGGAAGCAGCGGCAGAAGCGGAGCAGAGGGCGAUGGCAGCGAUUCGCGUGGCUGGAGCGUCGAGAAGUGUAGCCGAGUCGGCUGCGCUGUUACUGCCUCACCUCGAGGGGGAAUGCUUGUAUGCCUUCGUGCAUGCAUCCGCUGCGGCGGAAAACCGGCUUGGAGAGGCGCUGCAGCUGCUGCUCCAGCAUGCUGCGGAGGCUGCUGCAGACAACAGAGAGCGAGCAACAGAAGCUUCACAGGAUAUCGGCAGGAGGAAACCAGGAGACAAGUACACGCUGGUUCCAGUGGAAGGGAUGCCUCCUCUUGAGGCUCUUCCGAUAUUCAGACAGCCGCGCUCCCGUGCGGCUGGAAAGGCUGCAAAGGGAGUCGAGGCUGUCGCAGCCGCUUCGACGGCUGCAGCUGCUGCAAAAGCUGCAGCAGCCGAAGCGGCUCUAGGAGCUCCCCCCCCAGCCGCGUGCACGCCAUUCCCGUUAGUAAAGGUUCUUGUUCUUACCCCCGACAGGAUCAUCCCUCCUGCAAGCGUCUCGCUGCUGGCGAAACUGCCUGACCGCAAGUCUCUUACGGCACGCCUCCUGGAAACCUUCCUUACGCCGACGUUCCGUCUUCUCUCGGCCGUCCAGUAUGCGCCAAGGCUUCUUUCGGCUUCCCUCAGGGCGAAGCAGCAGCAAUUACUCGGGAUCUUGAGACUGUGCUACGCUGCUACCUCAGUCGUCAAGGAGACGGGCAGAACAUCUGUAGACGGGCUCGCCGCUGUUUCUCUCGUAGCUUAA
Messenger RNA from Cyclospora cayetanensis, 2025 nucleotides. Its product is annotated as GRB10-interacting GYF protein 2. NCBI's taxonomy places the organism in Eukaryota, Apicomplexa, Conoidasida, Eucoccidiorida, Eimeriidae. The transcript has 6 exons. The record is from RefSeq and is a predicted model, not a curated record. Bases 1 to 2025 code for a protein of 674 amino acids.